Molecule: messenger RNA, 1468 nt
Organism: Gastrolobium bilobum
Lineage: Eukaryota; Viridiplantae; Streptophyta; Magnoliopsida; Fabales; Fabaceae
Product: NAD(P)H-quinone oxidoreductase subunit 1, chloroplastic-like
Exons: 1
Coding region: 144-710 (188 amino acids)
Biological process (GO): aerobic respiration
Cellular component (GO): membrane
Molecular function (GO): NADH dehydrogenase activity
Source: RefSeq, a predicted model, not a curated record
UUUUCCUUGGAGAUGGAAAAUUCGCCCACCAGGUUUUAUCAAUUUGCAAAUUCUUCCGCAAUUAGUUAAAAGAAUGAAAUUGGCUGAUAUUAUGACAAUACUAGGUAGCAUAGAUAUCAUUAUGGGAGAAGUUGAUCGUUGAAAUGAUAAUUGAUACAUCAGAAAUACAAGAUAUCGAUUCUUUUUCCAGAGUGGCGUAUUUAAAGGAGGUCUGUGGAAUUCUGUGGGUAUUUGCCCCCAUUUUUCUUCUUGUAUUGGGAAUCACAAUAAGUGUACUAGCAAUUGUAUGGUUAGAAAGAGAAAUAUCUGCAGGUAUACAACAGCGUAUUGGACCUGAAUACGCCGGCCCUUUUGGAGUUCUUCAAGCUCUAGCAGACGGAACAAAACUGCUUUUCAAAGAGAAUAUCAUUCCAUCAAGAGGGGAUAUUCGUUUAUUUAGUAUUGGACCGUCCAUAUCAGUCAUAUCAAUUCUAAUAAGUUAUUCAGUAAUUCCUUGGGGGUAUAAUUUUAUUGUAUCUGAUCUCAAUAUAGGUGUUUUUUUAUGGAUUGCUAUUUCGAGUAUUGCUCCCAUUGGACUUCUUAUGUCAGGAUAUGGGUCAAAUAAUAAAUAUUCCUUUUUGGGGGGUCUGCGAGCUGCUGCUCAAUCAAUUAGUUAUGAAAUACCAUUAACUCUAUGUGUGUUAUCAAUAUCUCUACGUGCGAUUCGUUGAUACAUAAACUUUUUGAUACUAUUGCCAUACUCCUCGCUUUUUAGUACUUUACUUUAUAGCAAAAUAGCAAAGGGGUUGAAUAAAUCGAGAAUAGAUAUAUGAAUUUUCAUUAUUUUUAUUCGGAAUUCGGGUUGAAGAAAUAAAUCAGAUAGUUAUAUGAGUGAAAUAAAACGGCUUUUAUUGAGUAGAAUUUACAAAUACUUUAUUCCUUAUUGCUAUGGUAUUAUUUAGUACCGUGGUAUUAUUGAGUACCGUAGUUAAUAGAUAGUAUGCUGAUUUGAAAUUGCAGUAAAAAUAUUGAAUCUCAUUUUUUAUGUAUAAGAAUGAAGUGAAAUAUCUCUAUAUAUAAGCGUAAGAAUCCGUUUAUCCCAAGAUUUGGUGAUUAGUUAUCCUGUCUUGAAGCGGGGUCAAAAGAGCAACCUUAUUGAGUUUUCGCUACCGUUUGUAUUAAGUAGCAUACGUGUAUUAACAUAAAUAAGGGGGUGAAUCAAAAAAAAGUGGAUGGUUAGAAACACCAAGAUACACAAAGGAUUAGUAACGCAGAUUUUGUAAAUAAUGCAAAAGAACAUUUACACAUAAUAGAAAAAGAAUACUAAUCGGGGCUUUAAGUCGGUAGAAAAAAUGAGGCAGUACUCCCUACAAUUCCGAUCCAGAGUAUGCUCCUAUCCGCUGAUUAAAUAAAUAACUAUCAGGAACGAAAUAAUCCUUUAAUUUUAUUAAGUAUCCCUUUACUUGCAAAAAAUGAAGAAGAAAAGGAA